AUUAUUUUGGUCAUGAGAAUGUGACAUCAACGCUUUUAGGGUUGACAAAACCUCACUUGGAGAGUGAAUUGCGAAAUAUUCGCUUGCACGGAAUAAAUGAUAAAUAUAGAUAAUACAAGAAGUGCUUGACAUCAACAAACAGUCUAGCUGGAAUGAUGGCCGAGACCAAAAGAAAGGCUGAUCUCAAAGUCAUCAUUCUAGGAGACUACAAUGUGGGGAAAACUUCCUUCAUUUGUCGUUACAUUGAUGGAACCUUCCAAACUAAGGAGCCUACGAUUGGAGCUGCCUUUUUUCUCAAGCAGUGGGGACCUUACAAUGUUGCUGUAUGGGACACUGCAGGAGAUGAGCGUUACACAGGAUUAUCUAAUUUCUACUGCAGAAAUGCAGGGGCAGCCAUAUUGGCAUUUGACAUGACCAGUGUCAGUUCAUUUGAGUCAUUAUGGGCCAGAUUUAUUCCUCUUCUGGACUCUGCAUUGGAGAACUGUAUUAAAGUUGUGGUUGGAAUGAAAAUGGAUUUGUUGGACAAUGGAAUGUCAAGGGAGAUAACUGUUGAAGAAGCUACACGAUUUUCAAGGGAGAUAAACUCACAUAUUGAUAUAAGUAAAUUACCAAAGGACCCCUACUUUGAAACGUCUAGUUUGAAAGGAUCUUAUGUUACUGAAGUGUUUGAAUAUAUAUUUAAUCACUGUCUACCUUUGACAGAAGCGCAGAAGAAGCAGGCUGAUAGUACUGGAAUCGUGGAUCUUUCAAAAUCCCCAGCGACAACAAAGAGUGGAAAAAAAUGCUGUUGAUUUUCAAUUCAGGGUGAUCAAUGUAUGGUAAUGUUGUAUUUGUAUGUUUGAGGAUCACAUUGGGAAGGAGUAUAUCUCCCCAACACAUUGGUGUGAGGCUACAUGUUAUUUUUGAGCUGUCAUUCCAAUAGCCCUGAUUCCAUACACAAACUUGGUUUUUCAUGUAUGUUGGUCAAAGGCACUAAAAUAUGUUACUAAAAAUAGAAUAACAGUAACACUUUGGUUACCAUGGAGUUACCUCUAAUGGGCCUAAUGUGACCAUAUAUGGUACACAGGUUGAAUGUUAGGAGUGAAUGCAUAUGAAUGUGUUUGCUAUUUCUAGAUGCAAUUUCACAUAAUUUAUUACUGAAAAAUAGAAUUAAAUAUACUUGUAUUUUUUUCUUCCUUUUGAAAUUGCCUGUCUGCCCAGAUUGUUGGAUACUUGUGAAAUUAUAAGUCUUGUUUGUGGGGGAAACAGUUCUAUCACUUCUAGAAAUUACAACCGCUAGUUCAAAUAUAUUUUGCAUAAAGUGCGGAGGUAUGCCAUUCUGAUUGUGCCAUACCAAACCAGGGAAUAAUGAAAUUUUAGAUAUAGUGUCUGUAUAGUGUACAAACAUAAAUAUUUCCAACAUGAGGACCAACUCAGGAUUAGAAAAUUAAAUUUGAAUAAUACUGGUUAUUGAACUGUGUGAAACACAUCUUUACUACAAACAUGUUGAAUAGUAUGUUUUAGGUAAUGGGACCCCAUAGAUUAACACAUGUUGUCUUUUAUGUCUGGAUGUGUGUGUCUCCAGCUGAUGAACCUAGCAUUCUGAUUUGUGUCAACUUCACAAAGAGCCACUAGGUUUAAACAUUAAACUCUUCAGUGCCCUGUGAUUGAUCUUCCUGCGACUCCUGGGACGAAUGACACAUACUUUUCUUAAUUGUCCCAUGCUGUUUAUAGGGAAUGACCUAUUAUUUGCCUUUUUUUGUGAAAAUGUCCAAAAAUGUAUUGCUGAGUGUCCAAACUUAAUAUGACACAGUUGUGUUAAAUUGUAUGUUUUAAUAAGAAAAUAAGAAGUGAUUGUGUCAGAUUUUACUCUGUUCAGUAAGAGGUUGAAUUUUCUAUAAGUACAUUCCACAGUUAAAAUAAAAAGUAACAAGAUGGUUGAUUUUGUAUUCACAGGUUGUUGUGCAUUUACUCAAGAUUGUCAAAUAUUCUUUAUAAAAAGGUAGAAUAUAAAGGAACAUAUAUCUAUUAAAGCAUUCUCCAUGUUGAUUAGAUCCAUCAGAGAAAAAUUCUUUAAUCACAAACAGAAAGUGAUAUUUGACGUUUAAGUGACAACAGUGUCCUUUUCAUGUAUCUGGGGCACUGGUGUAUGAAGUGUACGAGAUGACAAUGAAAUCGCAGGACUUUAUAGCUGUAUUUUAAUGUCAUGUACACAAAGGGGGAAAGUGUUGUGACAAGAUGGCGAUUAAUUAUAGGGAGAAACAGACGAAACUAAAAACUAGGUGAUUUGGUAUCAAUAUAUUAGGGAGUUACAAUGCACCAUUCUAUAAAAUCAUUAUUUGCAUCAUUUUACCAAAACUGAGGGGAGGUAUUUCAGUGUCACCUUACAACGAAUCAUUCACAAAGAUUGGCAAAAAUAUUCAAAGGCAAUUCAAGAGGCUGACAGUAUUUUUCAUGCAAUGAUUAGUUUUGUCUUGUUCCCAUGAUGGAUGUCAGGUGCUUGUAUUUCUUAGUGGCCUGUCAACAGGCAUGGUUUCUUUGUACAACAUAACAAACUGAGUUAGGCACGAGUUGUUUGUUGUGAUAACUUGUGACUAAUCUUGUUUGUUUUAUUGAACAAACAAACUUGUUAUAAAUUAGAGGAACAAACCAUCCAUGAUAAGCAUCCAUUAAAUAAUUCAGCAAAAAAUGUGUUAAACUUAAUAGCAAGAGUUUUCAAUCUGAGGUUUUACCAAGAAACUGUGUCAUUGUUACAAAAAAAAUGACAAAAUUUGCUCGAGUGUUACUGCUUCCAAAAUUUCCCUUACAAAAAACACUGUUAUCUCGGCUCUAAGGUGAGAAUAUUGCACAUAGAAACACAGACAGUGUAUCCAUGUUUAUGAUGUAGUUGUGAAGUUCAAAAAGAAUGUGAUACUACAAGUAAAUUUGUUUCAAACAUAGAUUACAAAACAUUCUUGUAAAAUAUGACAGUAGACUAUUUUCAAAUAUCAGUACUGUGCAACCUAUUACAUUUUUUUCCAAGCACCACAAGUAUCACUACCAUUGUCAUUUAUUUACGGAGUUAUUGCCCUUUUGUGAAUUGCAGUUAUGUCAAUAAUUGAAAUCUGCCAUUAUCUUUCGAUUUUCAUCAAAUUAAUUUAUGAUUGUCUGUUUUGUUAUAACACAUUUGCAGGGCAUUUUCAGACUCUUUAGUUCUUCAAGAAAAUGCAUCAUCUUGUUUUUUACUUUAUCGUAAUCUUUCAGUUAAACAAUCAUUUUUCUGUGGUGCUGCUGAAGUUUCACUUUAAUUUGUGUUUAGAUUAACAAUAAGCAUUCACUAUUGUGUGCUUGUGUAUGAAGAUAACAUUUCUUUCUUUGAUUUACAGAUAUACCUCGUUAAAAGAGGGCAUUUUUAAAAAUCAAUGCAUAAGAGGCACUGUUUUAUCUAUUUUCUAGAAUGAAAUAGUUGAAGUAAUCUCCUGAAAUUUAAAUAUAUUUGUGAUUUUUUUUUCUGCCUUGUACAGCUGUGUCUGUAAACGUCAUGUUUAACUCACCAUGACUGAAUUCUUAAAGAGAAUAUGAUUUAUGAGACAUAUAUAUUUAACCUACAUUUACCCGAUGGUGGGUUAUCCAAAUCUUUAUCAAAAUUAUUUGUAAGUUCCUCUUGAUCUCAAGUUGUGCCUGUUUGAUUCUGGGAUUGACAAAAACACAAGAUGGCCGCCAGGCAACUACUUGUAUUUUGACAAUGAAUGUUUGUUUUUGCUAUUCGCAAAGAAGUAAUAAAUAUAUCUUAUUCAAAUUUCA
Messenger RNA from Ylistrum balloti, 3762 nucleotides. Its product is annotated as ras-related protein Rab-20-like. The coding region runs from base 153 to 791 and encodes 212 amino acids. The record is from RefSeq and is a predicted model, not a curated record. The transcript has 5 exons. Gene Ontology annotation, molecular function: GTPase activity; GTP binding. Gene Ontology annotation, cellular component: endomembrane system. Lineage: Eukaryota; Metazoa; Mollusca; Bivalvia; Pectinida; Pectinidae. Gene Ontology annotation, biological process: intracellular protein transport.